This is a messenger RNA of Ricinus communis (castor bean), 1764 nucleotides long. RefSeq names its product tRNA dimethylallyltransferase 2. Lineage: Eukaryota; Viridiplantae; Streptophyta; Magnoliopsida; Malpighiales; Euphorbiaceae. The coding region runs from base 63 to 1505 and encodes 480 amino acids. The transcript is spliced from 10 exons. Gene Ontology annotation, cellular component: mitochondrion. Gene Ontology annotation, molecular function: tRNA dimethylallyltransferase activity. Gene Ontology annotation, biological process: tRNA modification. The record is from RefSeq and is a predicted model, not a curated record.
GUCGCAUGGUAAAAAAGAUAGAAGUUUAAUUUCAUUUAGGAAGGGAGAGUGAACGAUUGAAGAUGGAAGAGACCGAUAGUAACUCUCAGAUGGAAUUGGAAAACCCUAGCGAUGGAAAAAGAAGGCCAAAGGUGGUGGUGAUAAUGGGUCCAACUGGUUCAGGAAAAUCAAAACUAGCCAUUGAUUUAGCAACCCACUUCCCUGUUGAAAUUAUCAACGCUGAUUCAAUGCAAGUCUAUCAUGGCCUUGAUGUUCUCACCAAUAAAGUUCCUCUCUAUGACCAAAAGGGAGUUCCUCACCAUCUUCUUGGAACAAUAAGCCCAAAUGUGGAAUUUACAGCUAAAGAGUUUCGAGAUUCUGCUAUUCCUCUUAUCAAGGACAUUCUAUCCCGCAACUGCUUUCCUGUUAUUGUUGGGGGUACUAACUACUAUAUUCAGGCUCUUGUUAGUCCUUUCCUUUUAGAUGAUACAGCAGCAGAAGAUUUGGAUGAUAGCUUUGUGAAUGAGCCUCCUGGAGAUGAGCAGACCGACCAGGUGCCUGAGUUUGAGAGUAAUGGUUUCGAUAGCUAUGAUUAUCUUAAAGAGCUCGAUCCUGUUGCAGCUAAUAGAGUCCAUCCAAACAACCACAGAAAAAUUAAUCAGUACCUCAAUUUGUAUGCUCGCUCUGGUAUUCUUCCUAGCAAACUUUAUCUGGGAAAGGCUGCAGAGAACUGGGGUCGCAUUGAUAAUUGUAGAUUCGAUUGUUGUUUCAUUUGUGUUGAUGCUGCUACCCCUGUGCUGGACCAAUAUGUGGGGCAAAGAGUGGACUGCAUGAUUGAUGCUGGAUUACUUUGUGAAGUUUAUGAUAUUUACAAUCCUUAUGCGGAUUAUACCCGAGGCUUGCAGCAAGCCAUUGGUGUACGGGAGUUUGAAGAUGUUCUGAGAGCUUACCUUUCAGACAACAGGAAUGACGAAGCAAAUGAUUCAACUGAUAAAUCUCUCUUCCUGGUGUCCACAAACAAUGACAAGAUGUUAAAAAAUAAUAUGAGGGAGAUCCUCCGUUCAUCUGAUGAUAACGAAGUCAAAGUUCUUUUAACUGAAGCCAUUGACAAAGUAAAAUUAAAUACUAGAAGACUAGUUCGUCGGCAAAAGAGGAGGAUAACUCGGCUCAACACGUUGUUUGGGUGGAAUAUACAUUAUGUUUAUGCAACAGAAUCCAUAUCAUGUAAAUCAGAUGAAUCAUGGGCUGCACACGUGGUUGAACCAGCUGUUGAAAUUAUCAGAUCUUUUCUAAGGGGGGAUAAGAGUUCUGUGCCUGUCUUGGAGGCUUCUGUUGAUGCUGGAAUGAAAAGGAACCUGUGGACCCAAUAUAUAUGCAAGGCAUGUGGGGAUAAGGUACUUAGAGGAGCUCAUGAGUGGGAACAGCAUAAACAGGGCCGUGGUCAUCGAAAACGGAGUUCUAGGUUUAGGAAGACUCAAGGCCAAGGUUUAACUCUGGCCGAGGGGGAAUAUCUUGACUGUACUUAGUGACCAAGUUUCAAAAUCAUAGAACUCUAGUGAUUAGGUAGAACGAUCUUAGUGACCGCCACUAUAUGUUUUCUGACAGACAGGGUCUAGAAGGAUAGGCCUGCUGGGGGAAGAAUGUAUCAAGGGACUGUAUGCAAUUUGCUACUAUUCCUCAAUUUUUCCAUACAAUGUAGACUGGGAUCUUAACAUGAUGUAAAAUCAGGGCUUGAUAAAAGGGUAGCCCUACCAUUGGCAUUAAUCACAGGCUGUCUUCUUCCAA